AAAUAAAUGUUCUGACCUGUAAGACAUGUUCUGGUACAAAAAAGUAAAGUCUGUCAUCUGAGAACAAGAAGCCAGAUUUUCUGAGAUCCAGUGCUCCUGGUAUCCUAAAUGACAAGAAUUAAGGAGUCCAGGGAAUGCUGGGGACAUCUGCUGAUAAGAGGCUAUUGAAUGUCACUGCAUGACUGAUAAGAACUAUAACAUCCCAUUGUGAGAUGCUCCGCCCAGAGGGAGGAGCCAAGCAUUGCUACCCAGAUAUAAACUGGAGGUUCUGAAACACCAGCACAACUUUCUCCACUGGAUUCCCCUGAGGAGCAGCAGCUGCUUCUAUUCCAUGGAUCUACAGAGGAAGAAUACAUCCUUUCUCUACAGGACCCUCCUGCUCCAACAGAACCACACUGCAGCCACUUUUCAGGAGGACUGCAGCCACUUUUCCAACUGGACUGCUACCAACACCCUGAGCAACAGGGUGUCAGGUUGAGUUCUGACUCUGUCUGAGAAGUUGUUGGAAAGUUUUCUGCAGCCUGAAUUGAUAGAGAGCCUUGUAAAAAGGACACCCCUAUUUUACACCCAAGGAAUAUUGCCUAAUAGGUAUUAAUCUGAAGAAAUAUAUUUUACGAUAAAGUUUUUGACAGACUACCAACCUUCUGAACACCCAGAGAACAUUUAAUUUUUGUCUGAUCAGAAGCACCUAAUGUCACUGCACAUGCUACAAUGGAAACUGUAAGACAAAUACAAAGUUUUGGCAUCUGUGUUACCUGUAUACAUCCUGUAGCAUCUGGUGUGGUGUUUGCCACUCUUCUAGUUUCUUGCUGCUCAUCUCUGAACAUAAGAGCUCGUCCACUUGUUUCUAAUUCACCUUUCCUCUCUAUCUGGAAUGCUCCUACAGAACUUUGUACUGAAAGGACAGGAGUGCAGCUGGACAUGAAUUUUUUUCCUUUAAUUGGAAGUACACUAAAGACCUCCAUUGGACAAAACAUCACUCUCUUCUAUCCAGACAGGCUUGGAUACUACCCUUACAAAAAUGAAGUCACAGGAGAGGCAUUCAAUGGAGGACUCCCUCAACUCUCGCUGUUGGAGAAUCAUUUAAAAAAAGCCAAAGAGGACAUCCAGUUCUACAUUCCUUCAGAUGAACAGCUUGGAUUGGCUGUCAUUGACUGGGAAAACUGGAGACCUGUGUGGAUAAGGAACUGGGGAUCAAAAGAUAUUUACAGACAGGAAUCCAUUGAGCUAGUUCAGCAGAGAGACCUCAGUCUAUCCAAAGCUGAAGCCAGAACUAUAGCUAAAAUGGAAUUUGAAUUUGCAGCAAAAUCCUUUAUGUUGGAAACUUUGAAGCUGGGCAUAGAAACGAAACCAAAUCGUCUGUGGGGAUAUUACCUUUAUCCAGACUGUUAUAACUAUGAUUACAAACAAAACCCACACAAUUAUACAGGAGCCUGUUUAGAUAUUGAAAUAGAAAGAAAUAAUGAGCUUAACUGGUUGUGGGAGAAAAGCACAGCACUUUAUCCAUCUAUCUAUCUAGAGACAGCCUUAAAAUCUUCCAGAAAUGCUCAACUCUUUGUUCGCAACAGAGUUCAGGAAGCCAUUAGAACUUCCUAUGUCUCCAACUCUAGCCAUCCCCUUCCAGUUUUUGUAUAUACACGUCCAGUAUUCACAGAUGCCUAUGAGGAAUAUCUCUCUGAGGAUGACCUGGUAAAUACCAUUGGAGAAUCUGCUGCGCUGGGUGCUUCUGGAAUUGUGAUCUGGGGUGACAUGAAUUUAACACAAAAUAAGAACACCUGUAGAACUCUGGACAACUACCUUAGGAGGACUUUGACCCCAUACCUCAUCAACGUCACAAUGGCAGCCAGAAUAUGUAGCCAAGUGCUAUGCCAAGACUCUGGUGCUUGUGCACGGAAAAAAUGGAAUUCCAGUGACUAUCUUCACUUGAACCCUGAGAAUAUUGCAAUUCAAAUGACAAAGGAUGGAAAAUACACUUUGCAAGGGCAGCCAUCAUAUCAGGAUCUGCAAACAUUCAUAGAAAAAUUUGAAUGCCAUUGUUAUGCAGGGCACAGCUGUGAACCUCGAGCUGAUAUAAAUGACAUCCAUUACCUCCAUGCUUGCAUUUCAGAAGAUAUUUGCAUUCAGAUAUCCUCAAAUUCACUUUCUAACGUAGAAGCCUCUGAAGAAAAGAUCCUGUCUAACAGAACUGCAUUUUCAUUUACCUCUGAGAGUAAGGUGACAUUAUCUACACAUCCUGAAGUAGAAGAUUUCCAAUCUACCUUUGGAAAUAAUAUACUUAAUAUAACAACCGCAGAAUAUAACAUUGUUACAGCUGCCAGUAGCUAUGAUUUAAAAGAAAAUGAUACUCGUACUGUCAGUAGUUCUUCAUCCUAUAAGAUUAGGAUGUUUAGUCUGUUUCACUUAAUUCUCCUUUGGAGAACCUUAAUACAAAUGAUCCAUGAAAGUGGGAAUAUCCUUUUCCUUGACUAUAUUUGAAAUUCUCAAGGUUUUUUUUUACAAAACAAAUGAACGAAAUAAUUCCUGAAAGGCUUAUGGUCUUAUCUGUGUCAGGUAACCUUUUCAAACCCACUUCAGCUUGAAUGUAUUUCCUCAGUUUAGUUCUAUAAACUACUAUCUGUGCCAAAGAGAUAUUGGUCUAUAUUUACUGACUAGGCUAUAUGAGAGGAUAAUCCAGAAUAAGAAACAUUUUUUUACAGUUUACAUUUUUAACCAUUAUAUUUGGAAAAAAGUAAUGGUUGACAAUGCACUUUGUGUACUUCACAUUGAGACAGUUAUAUAUAUAAUACAUAAAAUAAGUCGUCAGGCUUGAUGUUCUAUGCAAGAAUUAAUUUCAUUCCAUAUGAAUGGAAUUAUCUCUUAAAAUAUUUGGCUUAACUUUAGAUCUGUGGAGCUUUGCAGCAUAAAAUUUAUCUGAUUAAUGUAAUGUUCCUCCACUUUUCACAAAACCUUUAGGGAUAUUGUAGCAUUUAUUUUAGUUAAAUAUAUUUGUAACUCUUCAAAAGGUUCUAAUUUCAGUGUCAAUGUUGACUUUGAAUAUUACAGCUUCUUUAUUUAAAAACUGAGCUGCAGCAGUUUAUCCUUUCUUCUCACAAACCCUCCCCCUAAUUUCAGAUGUCCCUUUCUUGGUUUCCAGUUGUUUUGUCUUGCCAAUACUCACAACUCAUCUGCUCUGCCUGUGCAUUCCCUGCAGGACAGGUCACCAGUCCUAGUUUCUCCAUCCAGCCAUUCCUAGGAAUUGGAUAGUGCUGUAUGUGCCAUUUGGACAAAAGUCUGUGCAUGGGACUGUAUGCCUUGUUAUUCCUGAGGAGUCUCUUUGGUGAAAACCAUUUUGCUCCUUAGGAAAACCCAGCAGUGGAGGCAGAAAGAUAAGUGUCACUGGAGACCUGAGACAAUCUCAGGACCACCCUUCUGAUUCAGUUUGCUGACAAAACUGAAAGUAUUUUCUUAAUACUAUUCCAUUGCCAAAAGCAGUGUGAAAGUAGCAGAGAUACCUCAGAAGAAAACUACUCCCGGUAUUGUAUCAGGAGUCUAGUUAUGAUUAGCAUAUAGUCAGUUUAAGCAUUUAGAAGCAAUUAGCUGCAGUUUAUUUGAUAAAAUAACCUUUUCAAAUUAUUAUGUCAGAUGCUUAAUAGACAGUUGGCCUUCCAAUGGGUGAAGAGUGGCUGCUGGCAUGGAUAUAUUAAAAAUCUCUUAGAGUCAGGCAUGAUCUGCAUAAAUAAUUCACCACCUCUCAUAGAUAUAGCCUGCCUCACUAAUGAAAAUAACCAGGACUUCAAUAUAGUGGCCAUUUACUUAUAAAAAGUUCAUUCUUUAAUCUAGCAGAAAACACAUAUUAUUAUAUCCAUUUUCUUUGAAUUUUCAGGUUGUUGGUCAUAACAGAGAUGCAGAAAAAUAGAUGAAGCCUUUAGAAUUAACAUGGAGGAAUAAUGUUUUAUGGCUUUUGAGCAGCAAGUUAUCAAGAGGAAGUAGCAAUUUUCUCAUCCCAGUUACAGUGAUAAGUCCACGAGUCAAAGCUGUUUCUGCCAUUAAUAUUCCAAGUGGAAUCAUGAAUAAAAAAAUAUAUAUGCAGAAGACUGUUCAGCACAAAAGAAUCAAUCUGGUUUUUAUCACCUGUGCAAAAGCAUGCUUUUUUCCACUGCAGCUUUGAUAUUGGUUAUUUCAUCUUGGGCAAAGAAAAGGCAUGGUAUCAUAACUCCUGUGCCUGAACUCCCUUUACACUGCACUUGUGGUAACUUUCAAACGGUUUCUAAAAACUGGAAACAUCACUGGUAAUGCCUUAGCAAAACUUGUAUGACAUAUGAAAUUCUAUUUUUUUUACAACACUUUGACAUGGCUAAACUGAAAGAUACUGGAUCUGUAGCACUUUAUGGUAAGACAGCUUGCAGGUUCAAAAAGUCUGCAGGUCUUGCCAUGAAUACUUUUGACUAUCAGCCAGGUAAUAGCAAGCAGAAUAUUUGUGAUGAUUCAAGCAGGAAAUCUCCAAAAAAGGAGGAAUGAGAAGAUAAAAUCACAGAAGAGUUGAAACAGAGCACCCAGGACCUCUCAAUGGAUGCAGAGGAGGUGAACUGCAGAAAUGAAAGAGUGAAGCAGUAGGGAAUGUGGACAGACCAGUCUCUUCCCAUUCAGUAUUUUUAUCCACCUCUUACUUAAUAUUGACAACCUUUCCCCAAGGCUCACUGUAAAGAUAAAGGAAAACACUAACUGAUAUAUUAGACCUAUUUAUCCAAUCCCAUACCUUUUUUUUCUUGAGAAGAGCCAGGACCAGGAAAGUAAAAGGAAGAUGAGAGGAAAGCAAUCUAUUGCAAUGAACUGUGCCUUCCUAAGCUGCAUGUGUAAGUAGCUAUCUACCUUGUGCUCUGAUGCACAAUGCUUUGCCAACCACCUUUCAAAUGUUCAUUCAGGACUAUUUAUGUUACCUACAUGUAUCUGCAAUUCAUGCUUUAAAUCCUAUAGACUUCAGGAUCUAGGCCUGCUAUGUGUUAAAUGACAGUAUUUUCCAAGUGUAUUAUUUUUUUGUUAUUAUAUUUGUCUUACCUAUAUUCUAUGAUAAAGAGCCAUCAUGGAGUCAGUGAGUCUCCAUGGAGUAAAACGAAAAAAGAAGGAAAGGGGUGUUAUCUAUGGCUUACAUUGCUGGUGACUGUCAUAUGUUCAAAGCCAAAUUUAUUUUCUAAAGUGGACCCUUUUCCAAAGAGAUUUUUUUCUAUUCACUGUAUUGCCUGUAAUCAUAAGUUAGCCUUAUAGUUUUAAUUUCUUGCAUUCUUGUAAUUUUGAAAAGAUUAAACACUAGAGAAACAGUUCACUUUGAUUGCCAUUCAUUAUUUUGUAUUUCUCUUUUCUAGAGAAACCUCAGGCUGGCAAUGCUUAGGGACAGGAAAAUACAAAGUGGGUUUGAUGAAAGGAUCUGUUUAAGUGAAAUCUGUUAAUAAUACCCUCCUUUGAUGUUUUGACAUUCUGUUAGAAUUUUAAUUGAAAUUCUAUCUGAAUAAUCUGGAUCUAGUUUCUUGUGUUGCUUAUUCUGGGACAUACCAAGAUAUUCGCACUUCAAACGGAAAUGGCAAUUGGCACUUAAAGAAUCUGAACAGAAUAAAAACGUAGUCUAAUCAUCACCUUA
Molecule: messenger RNA, 5611 nt
Organism: Haemorhous mexicanus (house finch)
Lineage: Eukaryota; Metazoa; Chordata; Aves; Passeriformes; Fringillidae
Gene: SPAM1
Product: sperm adhesion molecule 1
Exons: 5
Coding region: 712-2475 (587 amino acids)
Biological process (GO): fusion of sperm to egg plasma membrane involved in single fertilization; hyaluronan catabolic process; carbohydrate metabolic process
Cellular component (GO): acrosomal vesicle
Molecular function (GO): hyalurononglucosaminidase activity
Source: RefSeq, a predicted model, not a curated record